Molecule: messenger RNA, 1591 nt
Organism: Parasteatoda tepidariorum (common house spider)
Lineage: Eukaryota; Metazoa; Arthropoda; Arachnida; Araneae; Theridiidae
Product: XK-related protein 4
Biological process (GO): apoptotic process involved in development; engulfment of apoptotic cell; phosphatidylserine exposure on apoptotic cell surface
Cellular component (GO): plasma membrane
Source: RefSeq, a predicted model, not a curated record
UGAUUUCUACAACUAAACUUUAGUCGAUUGUUUAUCUUUUCCUAACCUUGUCUUGUCUACUGUCAAUUGUUUGUUCUGUUUAUGUUUCCUCAUCCUUUCCCUUUUGUGGUGUAUUUAUUUUCUUCCACCCCACCUAAACACAUGAAACAAUGCCUAUUCAUUAACUCAUUGUAAGCCAAAAUUCAUCAUAAUACUUUAUCAUGACUUCCAAAAAACCUAGGGAUGAUUCAGCUACUGAUUCUCAGGAUGAUUCCGAUUUAGAUGGCCGUUCACCUAAUUCUAAACUAGGCCGUAACUCUGGUCCGUUCUUGAAGAAAAUCAAAAUCAAAGGAUAUGAUACCACCGAUGCCUUACCAAAGAAACUAAACUUUACUUUCCUGGACAUUGUUGGCAUUGUGAUUUCUCUCGCAAGUUAUGUUCUAGAUGUCUGCUUUGACGUUUUAGUUGCUUUGAUGCACUAUGUUAAUGGAAAUACUUGGUGGUUUACUUUAACUGUGAUUUUUAUAGCAAUUCCAUCCCUUACAACGACUGGAUUCAGUCUCCGGUGGUACUUAGUAGAUGCUGAUACGAAAGAUUUACCAAGAGUGUCAAUGACUCGAUGGAUACUUCGUAUUGUGUUUUUGUUGUUGCAAAUGGGACCAUUAUUAAGGUAUUUUGAUUCUUUAUAUUAUGGGUUAAAAAGUAAUCAGAGCAAAUCAAUAGUUGAUAAGCAAGAGAAAUAUUAUAAGCUUAUGAUUUAUGAAGAUGCUGAUGCCACUUUACUUCGCUUAUUUGAGUGUUUCAUGGAAUCUGCACCUCAACUUGUACUUCAACUUUACAUUUUUUCUAUAACCCAUGGAGAAACACCUGAUUCAUAUAGUUGGACUGAAUUGAUCCAGUUAUUUUCUAUGUUUUCAUCUUUGAUGUCCAUGGCUUGGGCAUUAGGAUCCUAUCAACGGGCUUUGCGCUAUUCUCUACAAGAAAAACAAAAUCUGAAUAUCUGUGCCAUGAUGGUGCAAGUUGUUUGGCGCUUUUUAGAUAUUGCAGCGAGAGUUAUUGCUCUUGGCCUCUUUGCUUCUGUUUUCCCAUCCUAUUUUUUUAUGGUGUGUGCAGCACAUUACAUCAUAAUGUUCAUUUGGAUUCGCUCAAUGGGCACUGAGUUUUGUGAGAAUCAAUGCGGAGAAUUUUUCUACAACCUAGUGCUGGGAGUAAUGUUUAUUUUUUGCUAUUUCAAUCCCAAAGAUAGCCCAACACGCAAGCGGUUCACUUUUUAUUAUUUUCUAACAUUUUUGGAAAAUUCUGCAUUUAUGUGCAUUUGGUUUAUACAUAGUUCUCCUAAUAUUCCAUAUAAAAUUCCAGCCAUGUUCCUACAGUUUUUGAGCUUUAUGUUAGGAAUAAUUAUCAUGAUCAUAUAUUAUCUGUUGCUACAUCCCACAAAGAACAUAACUGUCUGGGACCAUUGGAAAAAAUCCAAAAAUCACCAAGUCCAGGUACAAAUGGGUGAUAUGAAAGGUAUAUCUCAACAAUCACAAAGGUUAUGAACAUAUUAAAGAUAUUUUCACUUUAUUUUAAUUUACGACAAUAACAUUGUGUACAAAUAACAUGCAUUGAA